AUGUUGUGUCUACUACUGGAGGUUAUUGGUUCACUUUUUAUUGGCAUCGAAAAAGAGGAAUGGGAAGAUACAAUAAAGAAGUUGAAAAGAAUCAAGGAUAAAGAUGUGCAGGAUAAGCUGAAAAUAAGUUACGAUGCAUUAGAUUAUGAUCAAAAACAGAUAUUUCUUGAUAUUGCAUGUAUUUUCAUUGGGGUGGAUAAAAGAAUUGCUUUCCACAUGCGGAAUUAUCCCAAAAGAGAAAUUGGAGUUCUUCGUCGCCGGUCGUUGGUGAAAAUUGGAGAUAAUAAUGAGCUAAGGAUGCAUGACCAGCUUAGAGACCUUGGUAGAGAUAUUGUUCGUCAAGAAAAUGUUGAGAAGCUGGGGAUGCGUAGUAGGGUGUGGUUUCAUGAGGAAGCCAUCGACGUAUUGGAGAGGCAUACAGGAACAACAGAGGUUAAAGCUAUCUGUCUUAACUUAAAAUCAGAGUCACAGGUUGAAGACACUGAAUCGGAGUCUGAGGUUGAAGACUUUGAAUUAGAGUCACAGGUUGAAGCUGUCUGUCUUACAAAUGAAGAAUUUGCAAACCUAUCUAAUCUAAGGUUCCUUCAAAUGGACUUAACAAAACUGGAUGGAGAUUUUAAGGGUCUUCUUUUAAAUUUGAGAUGGCUUUGCUGGAAAGGAUGCCCUGAAAUUUUUAGCCCAACCAAUUUUCAUCUAAAGAAUCUGGUCAUUCUUGAUUUAUCAGAGAGCAAGGUCACAGAAGACUGGGAGGGUUGGAAUUAUAUCAAGAUUGCAACAAAAUUGAAAGUUCUAAAUCUCACAGGUUGCAAAAACAUGGUUAGGACUCCUGACUUCUCUUCAUAUGCAACUUUAGAAAGAUUGAUUCUUCAAGACUGUUGGAAUUUGGUUGAUAUUGACCCAUCAAUUGGGCAUCUCAAGAGUCUAGUUUUCUUAAAUUUGAAGAAUUGUGCUGAACUCAACAGGCUGCCUCUGGAAUUUGAUAAAGUGGAAGCUUUAACAGAACUCCUUAUCGAUGGUACUUGUAUAGAAGAAGUCCCUAUUGGUAGAGGAGUUAUGAAGAAGCUUGAAACUCUCAGUGCCACUUAUUGUCAGUCAUUGACUCAAAUUUCGACCUCAAUUGGUUCGCUAGUGAAAUUGCGACGCUUGUCACUAAGGGGCUGCAAAUUAAAAGAGCUUCCAGACUCCAUUGGGAAAUUAGAAUCAUUAAUUGAGCUGGACUUGUCAUCAACAGCCAUUACAGAAUUGCCAGAUACUAUUGGCAACCUAAAUCGUUUGAGAAUUCUUAAGAUGGAAUCUGGUUUGAUAGUGAAGUUACGUAGUACCAUCGGAAUGUUACUGAAACUUAAAGAGUUACAUGCCUCGGUUUGCAGUUUGAGAGGCGAAAUUCCCAAUAAUUUUGGGGGACUAUCCUCUCUGAGAAUCUUAAGAUUAGAUUCAACACGUAUCUGUGGUCUACCAAGCAUUUGUGGCUUUCUCACCUCCAAACCCUUGAUUUAG
Messenger RNA from Cornus florida, 1497 nucleotides. RefSeq names its product disease resistance protein RUN1-like. Gene Ontology annotation, biological process: defense response. The record is from RefSeq and is a predicted model, not a curated record. The transcript has 3 exons. Gene Ontology annotation, molecular function: protein binding. Bases 1 to 1497 code for a protein of 498 amino acids. Lineage: Eukaryota; Viridiplantae; Streptophyta; Magnoliopsida; Cornales; Cornaceae.